AUGCAGUGGGCCCACUUUGAAAAAGGCUUUCCUUGGGAUGAGGAGGCAUGUGGUGCUGCUGCUGAAGGUGGACAUCUUGCACUACUUAAAUGGCUUCAUGAAAAAGGUUGUCCAUGGGAUGCGAUGACAUGUGCACGAGCUGCCCGUGGUGGUCAUUUGGAAUGCCUCAAGUAUGCCCAUGAUAAAGGCUGUCCAUGGGACCCACGAACAUGCUCUGAUGCUGCUGGUGGUGGGUAUUUGGAUGUCCUAAAAUAUGCUCAUGAGAAUGGUUGUCCAUGGAAUGGAGACACCUGUGCUAAUGCUGCUGUUGGUGGGCUUUUGGAUGUCGUAAAAUAUGCUCAUGAGAAUCAUUGUCCAUGGGAUGAACGAACAUGCCAUGAUGCUGCUGAUCAUGGGCACUUGGAUGUCCUAAAAUAUGCUCAUGAGCAUGGUUGUCCAUGGGAUGAAUUCAUAUGCUCUGCUGCUGCUGCUAAAGGAUUUGUUCAAUGCUUGAAGUAUGCCCAUGAAAAUGGAUGCCCUUGGGAUUCAUGGACGUGCACCAGAGCUGCAACUAGCAGUAUCGAAAUUCUUGUGUAUGCACGUGACAAUGGUUGUCCAUGGGAUGAAGACACAUGUUCUUAUGCUGCUGGUGGGGGGCAUUUGGAUGUCCUAAAAUAUGCUCAUGAGAAUGGUUGUCCGUGGAAUGAAGACACAUGUUCUGGAGCUGCUGCUGGUGGGCAGUUGGAUGUCCUAAAGUAUGCUCGUGAGAACGAUUGUCCAUGGAAUGAAGACACAUGUGCUAAUGCUGCUCUUGGCGGGCUUUUGGAUGUCGUAAAGUAUGCUCAUGAGAAUCAUUGUCCAUGGGAUGAACGAACGUGCGAAUGUGCUGCUAGCAAUGGGCAUUUGGAUGUCCUAAAAUUUGCUCAUGAAAAUGGAUGCCCUUGGGAUUCAUCGACAUGCUCCGAUGCUGCUAGAUUUGGUCACCUGGAUGUGCUCAAGUAUGCCCAUGAAAAUGGCUGUCCUUGGAAUGUGGACACUUGUAACGAAGCUGCUCAACAUGGUCACCUGGAAUGUUUGCAGUAUGCCCGUGAAAACGGAUGCCCCAGCAGCAGAAGCGUGGAUGAAUUAGAGGAUGAAUUCGACUAGCUAUGGACACUACCGGUGCGGAGACGAGCACAGUGCAGAGCAAUACUAGUAGUGCCCUUGUAGUGUAAACAUUGAAGAAGCAGUUCUCAAUGAAUAUUGGCUAGUUUGACCCUUGUGAAAAAGUUUGGUGUCGGUAACAAUCACAGAUCCCCAAGGUCGCGAGUUGUUGGGAACUGCGUGGUGGUUGGUUCCUUUGAGAGCGAAGCAAGGUAUUCUAGCUACAUAGAGCACAAAAGCUGCAGUAUUUGCUUUCGUUUCGUUUCGCGUUUGCUUUCGUCUGUCAUGGUUUUUGAUUUGAUAACGUGUAAAUGAUUCGUCUUU
This is a messenger RNA of Seminavis robusta, 1446 nucleotides long. The record is from the annotation of a GenBank genome assembly. NCBI's taxonomy places the organism in Eukaryota, Bacillariophyta, Bacillariophyceae, Naviculales, Naviculaceae.